AUGCCAGCGAUCACGAUUAUUUCCUGCAGAGAUCUUCCUGAGAUCGCCAUAGCUGCUGAUGGUCAAUGUCUUCUCGAUCCGUAUGUGAAACUACAAUUGCUUCCUGAAAAGCAGCAUCGAGUGAAGACUCGACUUGUGCGUGCCACCCGUAACCCGCAAUAUGAGGAAACAUUCUCGAUGUAUGGGAUCGAUCCAGGGCAAAUUAGUACAACAAGUCUUCAUUUUGCAGUGAUUGCAUUUGAUCGAUAUAGUCGUGACACAUUACUUGCUGAAGCAAUUUACGCAUUGAAAAAUGCUGAUUUACUUAAUAAUGCGAGUAAAACAAUUGAAAUCGAACUUGGAACACGCGAUCAAGAAUUAGGCCAAGAUCGUGGACAAAUUUUAAUAUCACUAUGCCAUCAACCGACAACAAAUCGAGUCACGUUUGUUUUACUUAAAGCCAAAAAUCUUCCCAAAUUCGACAUCACAGGAAUGGCAGAUCCAUACGUGAAAAUCUAUUUGUUAUUUAAUGGGCAACGAGUAUGCAAAAAGAAGAGUCACGUAAAGAAGCGUACACUAAAUCCGGUUUAUAAUGAAUCGUUCGUAUUUGAACUACCGAGUGCAAAUCAAAAUGAUUUGGAUCAUGUUCAAUUCGAAAUUGUUGUCAUGGACUGGGAUCGAGUUACGAAAAAUGAAGUUAUGGGUAAAUGCUUGAUUGGCGCGACAGACGAGCACUGGUUAAAGGUGAGAAGUAAUCCACGUCGACAAAUUGCUGAAUGGCAUCCUUUAUCGAUCUAA
Messenger RNA from Dracunculus medinensis (Guinea worm), 777 nucleotides. The record is from the annotation of a GenBank genome assembly. NCBI's taxonomy places the organism in Eukaryota, Metazoa, Nematoda, Chromadorea, Rhabditida, Dracunculidae.